Hibiscus syriacus is the source of this 663-nucleotide messenger RNA. Its product is annotated as basic blue protein-like. The coding region runs from base 157 to 540 and encodes 127 amino acids. Gene Ontology annotation, molecular function: electron transfer activity. The transcript has 2 exons. Gene Ontology annotation, cellular component: plasma membrane. NCBI's taxonomy places the organism in Eukaryota, Viridiplantae, Streptophyta, Magnoliopsida, Malvales, Malvaceae. The record is from RefSeq and is a predicted model, not a curated record.
GCCAGCUUUCUAUUAAAACAACUUGGAGAGUGAAUCGCACGUCACUCUUUUUAAACGGCUUAUAAAGGCAUGGAACUUUAUAGCUUUCCCACCUAACCCACUACUCAUAAAAGGAGCCCCAUUUUCAUCACUUACAUCCCAAGCUUUUUCUUAGAGAUGGCGCAUGGAAGUGGCAGUUCAAAUCAAGCCAUGUUCAUGGUUCCAUUUCUACUUUACCUCCUCAUUUUCUCAGAAACCGUCGAUGCGACAACGUAUACCGUCGGAGGUUCCGACGGUUGGACCUUCAACACGGCCACUUGGCCUCGAGGGAAGCAUUUUCGGGCCGGUGACAAACUCCUGUUCAAAUACGAUCCGGCGCUCCACAAUGUGGUGGGGGUGAGCAGUGGAGGUUACCGGCGAUGUAUUACGCCGGCGGCGGGCGCAAAAGUGUAUAAAUCGGGGAAAGAUGAGGUGAAACUGCGCAAAGGAAUGGACUUCUUUAUAUGCAACAUCGCUGGCCACUGUGAAUCUGGAAUGAAGAUAGCCAUUAAUGCAGUGUAAUCAUCUUCUUUUUCCGAUUUAUCAGGGCUUAAAUGUGCAUUUCCAGUUCAAUAUAUGGUUUAAAUUUGCGUUGCUGGUUCAAUAUAGCUGUUGCGAUGUGUUUUCAAUUAUAUUCUUUUGUCA